Messenger RNA from Galdieria sulphuraria, 1537 nucleotides. RefSeq names its product GTP-binding protein. The record is from RefSeq and is a predicted model, not a curated record. The coding region runs from base 63 to 1514 and encodes 483 amino acids. The transcript has 2 exons. Lineage: Eukaryota; Rhodophyta; Bangiophyceae; Galdieriales; Galdieriaceae. Gene Ontology annotation, molecular function: GTP binding.
UCAUUUGGUUGUUUUUGAUAUUAGUAGGAUUACUUUUGUUUGGCUUUUGGGAUUAUCGGGAUAUGGGAGUUUUGAGGGUCAUAUUUCGACCUGAGACGAUCUGUUUUGCGUGGAAGCCUUUUGUAUGGCAGCCUUCAACAAGAAAGCUACACUUUCAUCGUGGAGUGUUGCACAAACAAUACAGCACUCGUAAUAACGCGAGUAGUUGGCCCAUAGCUGAUUUCAAGUAUUGUAACAAAUUUCUGUGUACCAGUUCUACUCAGCAUUCACCACCAGAAACAAAGGAAAGACUGGAACAACGAUUCUUGGAGCUAUUGAAGCAAAAGGCUACAAGAAAAGCAUAUGAUAUGGUGCUGAAUUAUAUUUCAACUGGCAAAGAGCUGGAAGAGCAGUCGAAAAGAAGAUUUAUCAAGAAGCUAUCCUCGGCAGGUAGAGCUGAUUUGGGACAUGCGCUUUAUGAAGUUUUUCGAAGUGAAAAAAAUAGCUUGUCGACUGGUGAUCCUACACUUCUGUUAUCUAUAUGGAAAACCGUAGACAGCCAAAAACAUAGGACUCUUAUGGAACAAAUACUGAAGGAGCUGGAAGAUUGGGUUCAAGUUGUUUUGAAAGACAAGUUGACUGAUUCAGUUGAUGAUAAGAAGCUUUCAGUAGUGGUUCAAGUUUGUGUGGAGCUUGCCAAUUAUUAUGUUCAACAUGGAAAUGUCAUACAGUCUCUAGCACACGUUCGUUGUUUAGAACAAGUGAAAGAAUGGGUGAACAUAGCUUCAGUGAAUAAGUUAUUGACAAUCUACAGUAAGGCAAAGUCAUUGGAAGGCCUCUAUGCUACUAUCGAAAUGAAGAAACGUUGCAACGUUGUGUCCGAUUCAGAUACCAAUACUUUACUAGCAGGAGCAUUCAUAAAAGAGAUUCAUUUUGUCACGGGUGCUGUUUCCAUGGAAACCUUACCGAAACCUUUGCCUGAAGUGGCAUUUGUUGGAAAAAGCAAUGUUGGUAAGAGUUCAUUGCUCAAUCUUCUUGUGAACAACUAUUCUAUUGCCUAUACGAGCAAGACUCCGGGUAAAACCCAACAACUAAAUUAUUUUAUUGUGAAUAGAAGCCAAGAAGAUGGAAAGUUUUUCAUGGUUGACCUUCCUGGAUACGGUUAUGCUCGAGUUUCCAAGGAAAUGAGAGAUAAAUGGGUGGAUUGGAUAAGAGACUAUUUAGAACAAAGGAAAUGCUUGCAAGUUUUGUUUCAUUUGAUCGAUGGAACUCAAGGCAUUUGUCAAGAAGAUCGUUACUUUAUUGAAUUUUUGUUGACCACAAAUGUUUUGGAACGUUAUUAUGCGGUAUUGACCAAAAUGGACAAAUGUAACAAGCCAAAACAUGUGGUGGUACAAAAUAUCAAAAGUGAGCUUCUUACUUUAGGUUUUCCUUUCGAAGUAACGGUUAUUCCGACAAGUUUCAAACAAAGAUGGGGUAGUGAAGAUCUUUGGUUGGCUCUUAAGCCUGUGAUAUUGAAAAAUCCUGUCCGUUAAACGACGACACAUUAUUAAGGGCC